Molecule: messenger RNA, 1488 nt
Organism: Exophiala spinifera
Lineage: Eukaryota; Fungi; Ascomycota; Eurotiomycetes; Chaetothyriales; Herpotrichiellaceae
Exons: 2
Coding region: 1-1488 (495 amino acids)
Biological process (GO): intracellular glucose homeostasis; glycolytic process; glucose 6-phosphate metabolic process
Cellular component (GO): cytosol; mitochondrion
Molecular function (GO): ATP binding; fructokinase activity; D-glucose binding
Source: RefSeq, a predicted model, not a curated record
AUGGCUCUCGAGGCGGAGGCUCGGCGUAUGAUCGUGGAGUUCGAGUAUAGCAAGGAAGAUGUGAACAAGGGUGUAAAGGAAUUCAUCCGGGAGAUGCAGGAAGGUCUGGAGAAUGACGGUGCCACCUUGAGCCAGAUUCCAACCUAUGUCACGUCAGUCCCCAAUGGCACGGAAAAGGGUGUCUAUCUGGCCGUUGACUUGGGAGGGACCAACUUCCGAGUAUGCUCAAUCACCCUGCAUGGAAACCAGUCGUUCUCUUUACAGCAGUCGAAAGUCGCAGUCCCGCGUUCCUUGAUGGAGGCUACGCAUGCCAAAGACCUAUUCCAUUUCCUUGCUCAGCAGAUAGAAGCAUUCCUCAAAACGCACCACGAAGAACAUUUCUCGAAGCACCGCAACAAUCCGGUCGAACAGGACUUUUUCGACCUAGGCUUCACAUUCAGCUUUCCCGUGAACCAGAUUGGUAUCAAUAAGGGAAAGCUCAUGAGGUGGACCAAAGGAUUCGAUAUUCCAGAGGCUAUUGGCAUGGAUGUUUGCGAGUUGCUGCAGAAAGAGAUCGACGCUCUGAAACUUCCUGUCAGGGUCGCAGCACUGGUCAACGAUACGGUGGGCACCUUGAUGGCAAGGUCGUACACGUCUCCUGGCAAGACCAAGACAUUGAUCGGUGCCAUUUUUGGCACGGGCACAAACGGAGCGUACGUGGAGAAGUUGGACCGCGUCAAAAAGAUGAAAGCGGUUGACGAAGCUGGUGGUGGCGCGAACUACGAAAAGUCUACCGGUCUCAUGGUCAUCAACUCAGAAUGGGGCAGUUUUGACAACGGUCUCAAAGUGCUUCCCACCACCCAAUUCGACAUAGAUUUGGAUCGUGAGUCUGUGAAUCCUGGAAUCCAGAUGUUUGAAAAGCGUGUAUCCGGCAUGUUCCUUGGCGAGAUCCUACGACGGGCACUGUUGAGCCUCCACCAACAUCCUGACGCUGGCGUCGCCCUGUUCAAAGACGCAACAUCGCACGACAAUGACAUCAAGAGUACCACGACAGUGGCAGAGGACAGUGCACUUUUCAAGCAAUGGGGCAUCGACACGUCGUUCCUGUCCAUCGUAGAGGAAGAUCAAUCCGAUCAUCUACGAAUCACCAAGCAAACUCUCGAGAAGGAGCUGAACAUUGGGGCAGCAUCCACAGAAGACUGUGUAGCUGUCAAGAUGCUCGUGCAUGCCAUAGGUAAAAGAGCAGCUCGCUUGAGUGCGGUCGCGCUUGCUGGUAUAAUUAUCGCGACAAAUAAGUUACAGGAGGACGAGAUUGUUGAUGUAGGUGUGGAUGGCAGCUUGGUUGAGUAUUACCCAGGCUUCGAGGAGUAUAUCCGCGAAGCUUUCAGGGAGAUUGAGGGUAUCGGCGAAGACGAGAAGCGUAUCCGGAUUGGACUUGCGAAGGACGGCAGUGGUUUAGGUGCUGCUCUUAUUGCGUUGGUUGCGCACGACUCGGCUGUGGCACUGUAG